AUGCAGCUGUUGGGACUUUUGCGACCGUCUUGCAGUGCGGCGGUAAGGCACCAAGCACGGCUGGAGCUGCUGUUUGCUUAUUUGCCCUUACUUGGUUCGAUCGUUGCGGGUGUCUCUGGCUCAGCUGACGAUUCUCCGAGUCGUUUCCAAGCGUUUCCCCUAUUUCACUUUCUCGGCGCCGUUGUCCUGGUGUCCGUCGGAGUCUUGCUGUGGAAGAAGAACUCCUUGCCCUCGGUAGCCCAUUAUUUCGAGGACCCUCUGUGCAGCAACGCGCUCUGCGAAUGCUUCAGCUGGCUUCCGAUAGCCGUGACCUGCCCCAUGUUGGUGACAGGUCAUGCGCAGGACAUUGCCCUUACUUUCCUGGACAUGUUCAGCGCCACGGUGAUGUAUGCGCCCUUGCUGGAAGCUCCUCUGCAACUGAUCGCCCGCUAUGCAGCUUACACUGGACUUGCGUGUGCGAGAAUGUUGCACCUAAUGAUUUCAGACCCAGACAGUCACAUCAGCCUGCCACCAUACAUCUUCGAGCUACUUCUUGUGGGAGCCUGUGCAGCAAUGGCCUUGCAGAUCAGGCUACGGUACUUGAGCUUGAAAUCGACUCCACUUACCCCCGAAUGCCUGGAAGAAAGCAGCAGAAGCACUGCAACGGGAAGAGGGUCAUCGCAUCGCUGCCUCCAGACGACGCAGGAGCCCAUGUGGUUACGAAGCAAGGCAGGGCGACACCGCCAAACGCCGCAGGAGUACAUGCCCUUGAUGGCUGAUCGAAAUCGGGGUGAGGCUGGUGUGAGAUUUCACAAGGUCUGGAUGCGAAGGCAACGUUACAAAGCCGAGGUUAUGGGUCGCCUGCUUUGGGCUAUCCAUAUGGUCAGGCAGACAGAGCUCACUUCUGAGGUGUUGGACAACAUCAUCUCCUUUCUGCAUGAGUCUGAAAGGCCUGUAACAGAAUACGUCGGCCUCUUGUGGGAGGACGCCCGGUCUAUGAUCUCAGGCUCGCGGUAUGCUGUCUCCAGCUCUACCUGCGCCUUUUCGUCCCUUUCUUCCGUCGCCCUCCUGCGCACGGCCGUGUCUGCGCGAUGGUGGCUCGCAUUCGACUGGCCUCGGCGGCAAGGCGAGCAGGCACACGGCUGA
Molecule: messenger RNA, 1125 nt
Organism: Symbiodinium sp. CCMP2592
Lineage: Eukaryota; Dinophyceae; Suessiales; Symbiodiniaceae
Source: the annotation of a GenBank genome assembly